AUGACCCGAUACAAAAGCACCCCUCUCUACGGCGGCGCUCUAGUCAGCGACUUGCCCGACAAGUUCGCCGACGUCAGCAAACUCCGCGAGGUACCCGACAACCAAGAAGUCUGGAUCGACUCGGACGGUUUCACGAGCAUCAUCUUCGACAUCACGGAGCGCGUCGGCCCCGCGGGCUCGAGUCCCGAGAUCGACGGCCGCGCCCUGACGACGCACCUCGAGGAUCUCGUCGGCGAGGACGUCGACACCGUCAAGGUCUGGAACACGACCGAGACCUCCUUCUCGCGCCUCAGCUCCGACAUUCCCGCCUACACCCUCAUCGCGACGCAGACCCCGCACGCGAGCAAGUCGUCCCGUUCGUCGUCGUCGUCGGCGCCCGAUUUCACGGCCAUCAUUCUUACCCUCGUACGCCUUGAGAAGGAGUCGACGGAUAUCUUGGUCACGAUUAACGUGCCGCAUAUCAAGGGCGAGUACGACGAGGCCGAUGUCGAUUUGGAGCUCGGCAAGCAGGGAAAGCUGAUUGGCGACGCUGUUGAGUAUGCUGCGCGUAUUUGGGAGACGUUCAAGGUGAAGGACUGGUCUUUGUUCCAGGAGGUUUGA
This is a messenger RNA of Colletotrichum costaricense, 600 nucleotides long. RefSeq names its product ran-interacting Mog1 protein. Gene Ontology annotation, molecular function: small GTPase binding; guanyl-nucleotide exchange factor activity. Bases 1 to 600 code for a protein of 199 amino acids. The transcript is spliced from 2 exons. NCBI's taxonomy places the organism in Eukaryota, Fungi, Ascomycota, Sordariomycetes, Glomerellales, Glomerellaceae. Gene Ontology annotation, cellular component: nucleus. The record is from RefSeq and is a predicted model, not a curated record. Gene Ontology annotation, biological process: protein import into nucleus.